AUGGCCGAAAGAGUGUCAUCUAUACCUAUAAAUGGAUUAAAUGAUUAUCAAAAUGAACAUUAUUAUGAAAAUAAUGCAGAAAUGGUAAAGAAUUGGAUUAGUACUGGUGGAAAUCCCGGCUCACUGAGUCGUAAUAGUCGAAAGGAUACAAAAACAACUUCAAUUCAAAGUUCUAAAGAUCACAAGAUACCCUCUAUUCCACCACGACAGCCAUCAACAAAUGGAACAAAACCAUUCCUAAAACCUCCGACUAUAGAUCUCACACCAGCAGAAAGUAUCAUAGAAGACGAUAUUACCAUACCAAACGAUGCCUGUUUAUACGGGUUUACAGUCGAUCAUAUGUCAACAUUCUUCAAGCAUAUGAAAGUCAAUGAUAGAGUCAUCGGAUAUAUGCAUAAAAAGAAAAUUGACGGCAAAAAGUUUUCAACGUUGAAAGACUCUGAAUUGGACAAUUUGGGUAUUAAUAAUCCUAUUGUGUGCUUCUUCCGGGAAAAGAGUAAACGUAAAAAGGCUGCAUUUAUGUUGUAAGAUGUGAGACAAGAAAACUGUUUACUUAUAAUAUAUUUUCUAAAUCAAAACAAUAGAGGCAAUGUUAUGUAUUACAUGAGACGUUGACUACUUUCGAAAAUAUAGUCUAAUACCGGAUUCUAGUAUUGCAUGACCAAUAUUGUCCUCAUUCGUUAGUGUGAAUAGAAUGAGUUUUUACUGGCCUCAGUAGAAAUGAAUGAAUGUUUUAUUAACCUGAAUGUUUUCAUUGAAUCUUCGCAACUAGAUAUUUACUCUGAUACUUAUAGUUUCUCCAAAAGCAUCAGUUAAAAAACUGUUACUAUGCAGGAAACUACUACUAUGGCAUACGCCAUCGUAAGAAUUUUUAAUGAAGGGACAUGUCUCUGUUGGUAGUGGCUUACAUUACUGGACACUAGUAAAUCCGACAACAAUCUGGAUCAUGCUUGUUUGAUGUUCAACUGUUUAAUACCACAACAAGAUUUGAAUAUUAUUGAGAGUGAGUGUCUGUGAGCAAUGUCCUAACCCUCUUUAUACAAAAUGUCAAAAACUUUUUAAAUCAGUCAUAGAUUUAUACAGAGUCAAAUAAAUCAUUUAGUCUUCUUGAAAGUAAAUUGUGUAUGAAGACUAUUUGGAACUUGAAUUUAACCGCACCAGCUGUUGUGACUGGUAUGUAACCCAUUAUAUAUAUAUAUAUGGGUUUAAUUGAAUAUAACUAUAUUCAAAUUGUAUAUAGCUUGUUCAUAUUUUCGAUAGUUUCCAAAACUACACGGAAUACUUAAUUGGUGAUAUCUCAUCCUGAGACACAGAAAUCUUCAAUUCUAAAAUCCCUAGCAUGAUAAGUCUGAUAUUCGAAUGAUAAGAUUCCCUUUCAGUAUCUGAUAGGACUUAAUUUCAGCAUCAGUAUACUUUAUCCAGAAGGAAAUCUAUAAAGAAGUCUGAAAUACUCAUUUAAAGAAAAUUUUCACUCUAAAUGAUACGAUGACUGUGUGUCACUUUAAGUUAUGUAUUUCGUGGUUUGCUGGUUCCCCAUGAAUUGAAAUUACCUAUAAUUGUUAUGAUAUAUGUGAUUAAUGUUGAUAUAAUUUGAUAUUAUUUAUUAUAAAUAUUACUAUAAC
Lottia gigantea (owl limpet) is the source of this 1622-nucleotide messenger RNA. RefSeq lists its product as hypothetical. Lineage: Eukaryota; Metazoa; Mollusca; Gastropoda; Lottiidae. The transcript has 3 exons. The record is from RefSeq and is a predicted model, not a curated record. The coding region runs from base 1 to 528 and encodes 175 amino acids.